This is a messenger RNA of Candoia aspera, 1706 nucleotides long. It is a transcript of the gene CRPPA, whose product is annotated as CDP-L-ribitol pyrophosphorylase A. NCBI's taxonomy places the organism in Eukaryota, Metazoa, Chordata, Lepidosauria, Squamata, Candoiidae. The coding region runs from base 215 to 1537 and encodes 440 amino acids. Gene Ontology annotation, biological process: isoprenoid biosynthetic process; protein O-linked glycosylation via mannose. Gene Ontology annotation, molecular function: D-ribitol-5-phosphate cytidylyltransferase activity. The record is from RefSeq and is a predicted model, not a curated record. The transcript has 11 exons. Gene Ontology annotation, cellular component: cytosol.
GUUCUCCAGCUUCCCCUCCACUUCCGAAGGGACCUUUAAAGGGCCAGCAAAACUUUAAAGAAACAAACUAAAAAGGGGGACUAUGAUAAUUUGUUUCAUGAGAAGGCGGGGUGAUUAAAAAGAGGUUGCGACUCACAGAUAGGCCGGGGUUCAAAUCCAAGACAGGAGAGUUGAGCGCAGCCUCCUGACAGAAAUUUCUGAGGGGGAAGCAGUAAUGGAGCCGCCGGGGGCCGGACUCGGAAAAGCGGGUGACUUCGAUGCAGCAGGGGAGCCCGAGCCCCGCCGGCGAUCACCGCCGGUGUCGGUGGCAGCGGUGCUACCUGCCGGAGGAAGCGGGGAGCGGCUGGGCGGCAGCACGCCGAAGCAGUUCUGUCCCGUGCUGGGGAGGCCGCUAAUUAGCUACACCCUGCGGGCAAUAGAAAGAAUCAACUGGAUUUCUGAUAUUGUUGUGGUGGUCUCUCCAGAGAAUAUUGAAAUAAUGAAAUCUAUCAUUAGAAAAUAUGGUCAUGAGCGGACAACGGUAGUGGAAGGUGGACUAACCCGUCAUAGAUCUAUUUUCAAUGGAUUGAAAAUAUUUGUGAAAGAAAAUACAUUCUGCUCUCCACUCCAGAAACCAGAAAUAAUAGUAAUCCAUGAUGCUGUGAGACCAUUUGUUGAGGAGGAUAUUAUUUUUAAAGUGGUUAUGGCUGCCAAAGAGCAUGGGGCAGCGGGAGCGAUCCGUCCUCUCGUCUCCACAGUUAUUGCUUCCACAGCAGAUGGAUGUUUAGACCAUUCACUAGACCGUGCCAAGUACAGAGCAAGUGAAAUGCCUCAGGCUUUCUUAUUUGAUGAAAUCCAUCAAGCAUAUCUUCAGUGUAGUGACUAUGAUCUGGAUUAUGGAACAGAAUGUUUGCAUCUAGCUCUCAACUAUAGCAAAAUAAAGGCUAAACUUAUUGAAGGGCCUUCUGACCUAUGGAAGGUAACUUACAAGUGGGAUCUUUUUGCAGCUGAUUGUUUAAUCAAAGACACUAUAUCACAGGAAGUUUGCAUUAUUACUGACAUAAAGGAAGAUGCUGUGCAAGUGGGAUUUCUCCUUAAUGAAAAAAUGAAGAAUCAUUUGAAACAUGUUAAAGAUAUAGCAGUAUCCUUUCAUAAAAAUGAUAAUCUACAAAAUAUUUUGUUAGAACAGUGCUACAACUUUAUUUGCAUAAAAAAUAAGCUGUCUGUCUUUGAGGAAGUCUCUCAAUUGGUAGACAUACUUGAAAACACAGGUGCUUCAGUUUUGUACCCUGUUGUUCUCAUCUCGGUAUACUUGGGUACUUUAGAAAAUGCAUCUUUUAACAGUGAAAUUGAAAACUUAACUAAACUUGCAAAGGAAGUGAAAAAGAAAAAUAUCUUACUUUAUGGUCUCUUUGUACAGUAUAAAAAGGACAAUUUAAAGCUUCAGGAGACCAUGGAUUCAGCAGCUGCACUUAUCACUGUAUUAAUAAGGGAACGAAAUCCUGCAUUUGUUGCACAGUUUGUACCAGAUGAUACCUCUGCUGGGAGAAGACCAUAAGACAGAGGAAAGCAACUACUUCAGGCCACAAAUCUUUAUAGACAUGUAAAUUCAGUUGUAUUUUGAGGUUAUGAGAUGCAAAGAAAUUACCAUACAUCAUUACAUGAUAACCUUUAUUUUUUAUUUACAGAUGAAUAUGCUGCCCAUUCACUGCUACUGAUAAAGGAAC